Molecule: messenger RNA, 7803 nt
Organism: Oldenlandia corymbosa var. corymbosa
Lineage: Eukaryota; Viridiplantae; Streptophyta; Magnoliopsida; Gentianales; Rubiaceae
Source: the annotation of a GenBank genome assembly
GACUUGUUUCCCUUUCCUUCCUAUAUUCAAAAAGAAAAAGAAAGAGUACCAAAAAGAAAAAAGAAAAAAAAAAAAGAAAUAAGCUCCCAUCUUUUUUGAUCAGACAGAGAACUGAAGGAAACAAUGUUAGUUUUAAUUAUGGCCCUGAUUAGAUGACUUAUGUCGCCGGUCUUGAUUGAUUCUCUCGGAGCUCCGUCGUACUCCGCCACCAUCCAUUCAAACCCUAACGGUCAGAUUAUUUUCUCUUCAUUUGAGUUUUCUGAUAAUUGUGUUAGUCCUUCGAUUUCGGUUGCCUCCGAUACUGUUUACAUGGACCCGAGUUUCGGGUUCAAAUCUCCGGCAUUGGGUCAGACCAAUCCGGGGGAAACGUCAUCGACGAUAGCAGCUGCUCGGGUUGCUCGCCGGAAGAAAAAACCAACCCCAAUUUAUCACACCCGUUCCACGCAGAACCAUGAACCGGGUUUCAAUCCAUUUCGACCGGUGCCUGAGAUGUAUUUGGGUUCAGGUGUUAGGAAUGUGGGCGGCCUUGGUCCGAAUGGUGAUGCAUUUGUAUUUGGGUCCAAUAAGAGUGCAAAUAAUGGUGAUGAUAGUGGCUUGUCGAGUAUGAAUUUGGAUAAUUACAUGGAGAAACUUGAAGCUGCUGAUCAGUUGAGCAAUUUGGGAAUUAGUAUGGGUGGGGUUACGAAGAAGAAGAUGAACGAAUUCGAAAAGAUGGCAGCUUACGAUUUGCCCUCAGAGUUGAGGCAGUUGAGUGUGGAUCAUGAUGGCAAUGUUGGAAGUUUGGGGGGUGAACUUCCCAUCGAAUUGAAGAAAUUGAAUAUUAAAGAUAAUGUUAGUUAUUCAGAAAAAUCUUUUCCUGAUCAGCAGAGUAAUUUGGACUGCGAAGAAGGGUCGACAAGUUCAUAUUGUUUUGCUAAUGGUCGUGUUGAAGGAGAAUUAAAGGGCUUGAAAUUGGAUGGUGGAUAUGGAAAUGUGUUUGAUUCUACUACUGCUGAAGCUAAUGAGGUGCAGGCUCAAAAUUGGUGUGUAGGGGAACCUGGUUGCUCUUCUGAAUCAGUUCCUUCCCAUGAGAAUUUAGGAGGUACCCAUGUGCAUUCCGUGGAUGCCUCAUUGCCAUCAUCAUCAUUCUCGCAGGAUGGUGGCAAGUUGUUCAAGGUACAACAGUCAGGAAAUAACGACAAGAAAGUUCCUUUUGGUUUUACUAGCCAGUGGGAUCAUAUAGGAACUCAAGCUAUGGAAUUUAAAACACCAAACUCGAAAGACGUUUUGAUCAGGAAGCUGGACAUUAACCGGGAGUCAACCAAAACCACUAGAGCGAAGAAAAAGAAAGGAAAAUUAAGAAGUCUCAAUCCAGGCCAUUCCUCACAAGAGUUUGUAUUGCGGGAAAGUUCAGAGGAGAAUGAUGAGUCUUGUGAACCAUAUUCUCCUAUGGAUAUUUCUCCAUAUCAGGAAACACUGGCUGACAAUGAUACUUCAAAAGGAACCGAGGUGGCAUCAGAUGAAGUUUUUCAUGUUGGUUCUACCUUUACUGAGUCACCCGGGGUCUCCGAUGAUAUGACAGUUGAAACCCAAGUUGAUGCGGCAGGAAACUUAAUUAUUAACGAAGAUGAAAAAUGUAAAGCAGAGCAAGCAGAAGAAUCUACUGAUCUUUCUGAUAAUGCUGCUGAGGAUCCUUUGGAAGAGUCUAUUCCGGGAACUGAGACAGAAAGCUUUAAGUCUGCAACUGAUCAUUUGGAAUAUAGCACUGAUAGUUUUGUCACUGCAAUUGAUACACUUGCUGAGAGUAUAGACACAGAAGCGACUUCUGGAUCAGUGAUGAAGCAGCAAGAAAAUAAUGAGGGCAAGCAAUUCGGCUUGGCUUCAAGGGAAGAUCAUAGUCAGAGUGCUUUUGUCUUUGCUGCUUCAUCUGCUGAUCAAGGUCCCUCAUCAACAUCGUUACGUAACUACAAGAAAAAAGGUCAUCCUAAACUCGGUCAUGACUUGCGAUGCUCAUCACCAAGUUACAAAGAUUCAUUGGCAUCCUUGCGGGGAGACUAUUCUUCUGCUUCUGGAACUUUUGCACUUUUGUCCCCGCAGAGAAGUAAAACCAGUGAUGCGUUGCCAUCACUUAAGCAAAUUAUAAGUACUUCUGAACCAGUUAAAAAAGAGGAAGUGAAAAUGGAAACUUCGACUGGCAAUGCUGCCAGUAAAGCUGCUCAGGAAGCUUGUGAGAAAUGGCGACUUAGGGGCAAUCAAGCUUAUGCAACUGGGGAAUUAUCUAAAGCUGAGGAUUUCUACUCUCAAGGGGUGAAUUCCAUCUCUGAAAUGGAAACAUCAAGAAGCUGCCUUAGGGCUUUGAUGUUAUGCUAUAGUAACCGUGCAGCGACACGGAUGUCUCUUGGAAGAUUAAAAGAAGCUCUAGACGAUUGCAAGAAGGCUGCCGCAUUGGAUCCUAGUUUCAUUAGAGUACAAGUGCGCGCUGCAAACUGCUACCUUGCUCUAGGGGAUUCCGAAAAUGCAUCAUUGCAUUAUAUGAAAUGCUUGCAAGCUGGGAGUGAUAUCUGUGUUGACAGAAAGCUUUUGGUUGAAGCAUCUGAAGGCCUGGAAAGGGCACAGAAAUUAUCUGAGUUAGUCGCUCAAUGCACUAAUAUUUUGGGAGAAGGAGCAUCUGCUGAUAUACUGACGGCAUUGUCUUUACUCGAUGAGGCGCUGAUCAUAAGUCCUCACUCAGAGAAGUUGCUUGAAAUGAAAGCAACUGCUCUUUUUACGCUACAAAGAUAUGAAGAUGUAAUUCAGUUUUGUGGGCAGAAGCUCAGUACCUCUACAUCAGUAAUUAAUAGCUUGGAUGCAGAGAGAGACUAUUUGUCUCAGACUUGGUGCUGGUCCCUUAUCGUGAAGGCUCACUUUUAUGCUGGAAGGCUUGAGGAGGCUCUUGAAUUUCUGAAGAAGCAAGAGGAUUCUCUUCUUGUUAUAGAGAAGACUGGAAGUACGAUCACUAUAGAGUCUCUAAACCCUUUAGCUGAGAUCAUCAGUGAACUUGUACGCAAUAAGAGUGCAGGAAACGAAGCAUUUCAAUCGGGUAGGUAUGCUGAAGCUGUUCAACACUAUACUGCUGCUAUAUUGCAGAGUGUUGAGUCCAGGCCUUUUGCAUCAAUCUGUUUCUGCAAUCGUGCUGCUGCAUAUCGAGCCAUGGGUCAAAUUACGGAUGCCAUAGCAGAUUGUAGCUUGGCUAUAGCGCUUGACGGCAAUUACUUGAAGGCAUUCUCUAGACGUGCAGCACUGUUUGAGAUGAUAAGAGAUUAUCACCAAGCAGCUGCUGAUCUUCAGCGGCUGGUAUCUCUUCUCAUGAAGAAACUUGAGGACAAAGGCAAUCAGUUAGCAUCAUCUGAUCGAAUUAGAUAUUCAAAUGAGCUUGAGCAAACUGAACUAAAGCUUUCUCAGAUGGAAGAAGCUGACAGAAAUGAGAUCCCGUUGAAUGUGUACCUAAUUUUGUAAGUACCACGUUCUACUCAUUUCUGCAUAUGAAUGAUGCCAUCUCAUAGCUUUGAGUCAUCAUCUUUUAAAAUAUGUUAGAAUCAUUAUCAUUCUAUAUCAUUCAUCUGGUAGUUUGGCCUAUCUGGCUAUAGUUUAUUAAUGGACUUGGAUAGAACUAUCGGAUAUGGAGGAGGUUCUCCAAUCGGUGUGCCUAUUCUUUGAAUUUAGUGACAGACCCAUGGACCCUAGUAGUUGCAAGGACGUAAUUUACGGUGCAGGUUUGGUCAACAUUUCAGUCAACUGUUUAUGAGCAAUGCAUAUUAAAUUUUAAGUUUUCAAACAGUAUACUACAUGAAACCUGUCAGUUGUAGGGUAGAUCUGGUAAAAGUUAUUUAAAAGUUAUUUUGGUCUCCUAACUUAUUCUAAUAUUUCCAAAAGAUCUUCUAAUGUUAUCUUUCCAACUUCUCAUUAGCUUUCUGAAAAAGUCAUUCCAGUCUAUAUCCUCUUAACUUCUCCUUAUCGUUAUCUUUCAGAAAGAAAAUUUACUCUUUUCUUCUGUACUGCAGAAAACCAGUCCUAAAAAACUGUACAUUCACAAAAUUCCUGUAUGUGAGUGUUUUUUCCUGUAUUCAUUUUAGCUUGUGCCGAUAUAGGCACCUCCUAUCACUUUGCAGAGUCUGUAUAACAUCAGCUGCAGCUUUGCUUGCUAUAUUUCCAUGUUCUUUUCGUCCUCUUCCCUGUUUUCGCUACAGCCCUCUUUGGUGACGUCUAUGUAAAUGGUAAACGUACUUCCUCUACAAGAUCCAUAUUCUUUUUCAACAACUUGAUUAAUUUAUGUUGAUAUAGUUGAUUAGAAAAUGGCUGCUUGGCAGUGUUUAGCUUAGAUCGUUUAUUAUAGGAGAAUAUACCAUACUUCUGCAUUAUGCAGAAUGAUCAGUUUUAAGAAAAUGAAAGAUCGUUGUAACUUCAACUCUUCUAGCGAAUGAGGUUGUGGGUUAGUGGGUAAGCCACUGAAUGUUCGUGUCCUUUGAUAUGACUGCACAAUGAAGUUUUCUGUUUUCGUUGUUGUUUUUCCUCGUUGUAUUUCAUCUCGAGGAAUCCUCCCUCUUCUGUAUAGUUGAAGGUCUUCAUUCGGUUAGAGCCCAUACAUAAGUUCUUCAGAGUCCUUAAAGGAACUAUACCAUACUUGUCUGUGCUUGUGGUGUUAUAGAAACCCCCAUUAUCCACUGUUUCAUUUGUACUAACUUCAACUCUGUUAGAAAGGAUCACGAUUACUUUUAUUGUAAAGAAUCGCCCAGAGAUGUUUUGCCUUUGUACUUCUAUAUCAUUGUGACCUGAUUAUGCUUGUUAUUUAUGUUGUAGAAUAUGUGUGAACUGAGUAAUGUGCUCCAUGAGGGAGCCAUAGGAAACUCCAAAUAGCUGUAACCUUUUCAAUCUUUAUUGAAACCAUUGUCCUGAUGCUCCGUUAAUUCCAGGGGUGUUGAUCCAUCUGCUGCAAUAUCAGAAAUUAAAAAAGCAUAUAGAAAAGCUGCACUGAAACACCAUCCAGACAAGGUUUUAUUGCUUGGAUUUUUUCUCGAUAUCCACAAAUUCUCACUUUUUAAUUUUUCUUAUAUGUAUUGUAUUGAUAUAGGCAGGGCAAUCCUUGUCUAGAGAUGAUAGGCUAUGGAGGGAAAUAGCAGAAGAAGUUCAUAAAGAUGCUGAUCGUCUCUUUAAAAUGAUUGGGGAGGCAUAUGCAGUGCUUUCAGACCCUUCGAAGGUAUGUAUGCACGAAGAAUAUUCAGCCUGUACUGCUUUUCCUCUCUUCCAACCCCUGCGACAUGCGUGCAGACAUGCACACAUUCACAAUGACAUGCAACCUGGACAGGAAUGUUUUCCACAGUAUCAGGAUGUAGUUAGUUAAUGUCUGGAACUCCUGCAUCAAUGAUCAUUCAUUUGCAAUUUGAUUCAAAGGAAAUUCUGUGGUUGUGUUGGGUUGUGUUUCACUAAUACAUGCUCAUAGACAGUAGAUUGAUCAACGUUUUCUCAAACAUUUGAGAAUCUACUUUUCCUGUUCCGGUUUCAAGUUGGAAUAUUUCUUCAAGUGUUUGGUUAUUUGCCCAUUCAUACAGAAAUAUGUCUUGCAUGGCAUGUUAAUUUCAUAAAUUGCUGAUAAAGGGAAAUCUGAUUCUAUAUACUUGAGACUUUGUUAAUUGUGGAUGAUGAGUGGAGGCUUCUGUGGGAAGAAUUGGCUUUCCUCUUCUUUUUUUUUAAUUUUAUUUUAUAAAGAAAAGAAAGAACAAAAAACUCGGGCAGCCGAUAGCAUAUGAAAUGUUCAAGCUGUCAAUACUAAAGCAAAAACAGAAUGAUGCCAGUAAUUGUGACUUGACUGUUGUGAUGAGGCAAGGUCUUUGGAGUUAUCCCUGGUAGUUAGGAUGGUUAGAAAAAUAAAAUUGGAAAGCUAAAUAAAUUCUUUUAGCACAAAAGAUAUUGUUUGAACAACAAGAGAACACAAAAUACUUUUGUGAGCUCAUCCUCAUUCUAUCAUCAUUGAGAAUGAUUUUGUAUUUUAAAUUUUAACGUGAGACAAGAAAACUUGUGAUAAUGAAUCUGAAUAGAUAUUUGACUAUUUAUUCCUCUGUAUGGAAUUUGUUGUUGUAAGCUGCUUUUUGUCUACUGUCAAAGUUAUGGAGUUUUGGAGCGUCUUCCCUGGAUACCUACCCAGAGAAAUGUUCUUGUGCUCUUGUGCUUAGUUAAAGACAAAAGUAUUGCUGUUUUGAUGGCACACAUCAGUCGGUUUUUAGUCUAAAGUAACACUGAGUGGAUAUUUAGGAUCACCAUGGGGUUUUGUGUUUGCAGAAACCGGCAUGUGUCUCUGUAUUGUAGCUAUAGGAAAGUCGCCAUGAUUUACCACUGCAUGUGUCUUUAUUUUAUUUGUUUAUUCAUUUUUGUUGGAAAAUUUUCAUUUAGAAGUCCAAUUUGGAUUGCUUCACACCUUUGAUCGAUGCUUAGUAAAGUUUUCUUAUAGUUAAUGGACAGAUAUGUAUAUGCCCAAUUAGAAGGCACAAGGCAUAGAAUCUUUUGUCUUUUACUCAUAUUAAAAGGGGAACGGGAAGAUCUAAAAAGAAUAGGAAAGAAACUAUUAAGGACAUGAUUGACUUUCAACAAUAUGAAAUAUGUGGUUCGAUAGAGCACAAUAGCACAUAUAAUAUAUAUCAGAUCUCACAUAAUAAGAUAACGGCUAAGUCGUAUUAGUAUUUAGGCAUUGACUUCAUCGUCUUACUAGUCUGUAUUCUGAGAAAGCUUAAUUUGCUGAAUUCAUUUUCGUUCAUUCUUAGCUUUUUUUUCUCUAAAACAUGAUAUAUAUAUAUAUAUAUAUAUUUCUACUUCUAGCGGUCACAAUAUGAUCUAGAGGAAGAGAUGAGAACUGCUCGCAGCAGAGAUAAUGGAAGAAGUUCACCUAGAAUGCAUGCAGAUUAUCAGAACUAUCGAUAUGAUAGAAGCGGAAGGUGGCCAGAGGGUCGGAGAUCAUACAAGGGUUCUGAGAGUAAAGGUCGAUCAAGCUGGUACCCUUGAAUGACGAUACUGUUUACAAUUACAAUCUUCAGCUGGAGGUUACGGUUUUGUUUUAGUUCAAGUUGGUUUAAAAAAAAAAAAAGCUGAAUUGUUACCUUUCUGGUGUUAUCUGGGCAAGCAGAAAAAGGGGUGGAAAUUCAAAGUGCUUUUUUGCCAACUGAUGUGACCCCAGAAUGUUCAUGUCCAGAAUUGAUCAGUUGAAAGGGAAACCAUGCCACUGCUGAGUCUGGAGGGUCGUCUGUAAAUAAUCUGAUGUAACCUAAAACGAUGUGUCAGAGCUAUUCUCAUUGCUGUUGUUCAUUUGAUGGCGGCCUUUGUGGUGUAUUUUUUUAUGUACAAUGCAACAUGUUCCCAGUUUUACAGAUUUCAUUAGUUCUGACUCUUACGAGGGAAGACCAGAAAGCUAGACCAGAAAGUCUCUGCUUCUGCCCAAUGUCUCUCCACUAGAGCUUCAGGAAGUGUACAACAUUGUACAGAUAUAGUCAUUUUUUGUCAAUUUGAAAUUUUGAUUUGUUUGUACAUGUAAUGUACGAAACGCAGGUGCCCGGCUUGUGAUUUUGGUACCUUGUAAAGAGUUGUUUGCUAAUCUAGGUCGGCCGGUUUGUAAGUAAAUUUCAAAACCACGUAUUGAGAAAAUCAAUUUAUCUUUGUUGUGUUUAAUGCUUCCAAUUAUUAUGGGACGAUUUGAACGGUUGCCCUUGUGGAAGAGGAUAACUUUUUUUUUUUUUUUUUAAUUUUGUGACAAGUAAAGCUCCGAUUGAAAUGAUCUUCAAGAAUUAAUUAAGAACCAGAGUU